AAGAAUUUGUGAAUUUUGUUGAUGUUGUUGACGGACAACAGUCCUCUUUUUCGUCGUUCUUCUUCUUCCUCCUCCCUCAAUUCAGCGUUAAUUCUCCCAAAUUUCUGCAAUUUCUGCUGUCAGAAUCACAGGAUUUAGUUCCACUGAGUUCCCACCGUUUUCCCAGGUUUCUGUUGCUGGGAUCUUGUCUGCCAAAGUUAAAUGUGUCACCAAAGCUCCUGUCCACUUGUGACUGUGGAGGAGGAAGUUGCUGCUGAAGAAUGCCUCUUAGUUUACUGCAAACCCGUUGAAUUAUAUAAUAUACUUCAACGUCGUGCUCAUCAAAAUCCUUCAUUUCUUUCUAGAUGCUUGAACUACAAAAUCGAGGCAAAAUGGAAAACUGGAUUGAUGGAUGGAAAUGUAAUCUUCAACUAUAGGGACCAAAGCAACUUGCUUAGGAAGACCGAAGUUACAAGACAUUUUUCAUGUUCUUUUUGCUUGAUGAGAUGUGGAAGCUUCCAGGGUCUCCGUUCUCAUCUGAUCACAUCACAUGACCUUUUUAAAUGUGAAUUCUGGGCGACGGAAGAGUAUAGAGCCAUUAAUGUCUCCGUCAAAACCGAUGCACUACAUUCAGAGAGUACUGCCGGUGGAAUUGAUCCUCGGUUGCAAUUAUUUGGUUUCUGUUCAAGGCCUCGAAAGCGCAAACGCCCGGAAGAUCCUCUUGAGAAUGGGAAAUACGUAUAUCCCCAUGUCUUGGAGUCAGCCUUGCCUGCACUGGCCACUGAGAAUAAUGAGGGUGAGAAAAAUCCCAGCGCUUGUUCAAUGUCACGUAAUCCAAGAUCAGGGGAGUUGUGUUAUUCUUAUGAAAAUGGUAAUGCAAAUGGCGUCGAUUACGUGGCAGCCAACAGUAAUCUAGGGGUUCCAGUAGCUAGAGCUCAGGCCCUAGAAGACAUAGACUGCAUUCAAAUCACAUCUGGAGACAAGAAUACGUCUUCGGUGUUGCUUCCAGCUGCAAAGUCAAGAAAACUCUCUUCUGAGCGGACAGAACCUAGAAGCUCUACACUCCUGCAGAAGCGGCAGUUUUAUCAUUCUCACAGAGCUCAGCCAAUGGCUUUGGAACAAGUAUUGUCAGACAGGGAUAGUGAGGAUGAAUUGGAUGUUGAAAUUGCUGCUCUUGAAGAUAGAAGGAUGCUUGAUGAUUUUGUGGAUGUCACCAAAGACGAGAAACACCUAAUGCAUCUGUGGAACUCAUUUGUUCGAAAGCAAAGGGUUCUGGCUGAUGGUCAUGUUCCAUGGGCUUGUGAAGCGUUUUUGAGACUUCACGGCAACUUGUUAAUUCAAUCCCCUUCUCUUUUCUGGUGUUGGAGGUUCUUUAUGGUCAAACUCUGGAAUCAUGGUCUUCUUGAUGCCGGUACUAUGAAUAAUUGCAGCAUGAUUCUUGAUAAACUUCAACAUGAAGCUUCCACAAACGGAGAAGUUCCCGAACACAAACAAAUAUGAACCGAAAGAGAUGGUUUUCAUAAAUUAGGCAAAUAUGUAAUCCGAUCUGUAUGUUGUAUUUUAUUUUAGCAGAAAAAUGAUCGUCAUAGAUUGUCUAGCCUCCAUUUUGUAUAUUUACAUUUGGAGAGGGGUAUUGUUGCGAGUUAGAGAGACGCUUAGACUAAUAGAUAAGAGAGCGUCUGUCCAUAGCUGAAGGCCUGGAGUAAUGAAAUCACUGAUGAUUGUCUUACAGAGUAAACUGUAUGUAUGAUCUAUCUAUUGAAAACAUUAUUUUUCUUUAA
This is a messenger RNA of Spinacia oleracea (spinach), 1760 nucleotides long. RefSeq names its product polycomb group protein EMBRYONIC FLOWER 2. Gene Ontology annotation, cellular component: nucleus. Lineage: Eukaryota; Viridiplantae; Streptophyta; Magnoliopsida; Caryophyllales; Amaranthaceae. The transcript has 15 exons. The coding region runs from base 202 to 1479 and encodes 425 amino acids. The record is from RefSeq and is a predicted model, not a curated record. Gene Ontology annotation, molecular function: chromatin DNA binding.